AGGAGGAAAGAGGAUUGCGUUUGUGUAUGUGUGCUCACGUGUGUGUGUUUGUGUUUAAUGUUUGUGUGACUGACAGAGAGAGAAAGAGAGAGCUGCAGAGUUCUGAAUUUGUGCAUGCGUGUUUAGUGACCCUUCAAUGAACUGACCCUUGAUAAUGUGUACAUUGUUGUGUACAUCAGAGCAGGUGGAUUCGCUGACCCAUUUGCACAGGUGUAUGCUGUCUGCCUGUUAUUCUCUUGAACAGGAGAAAAAUGUGCGCUGAGGAGGUAGAGAUCAACUAAUCAAAAAGAUGUUGAAGUUCCAGAAAAGCUUGGCCUGUUUCCUCCUCCUCUGUUGCAUCUGCUUGACCGAGUGUCGAGUGCUGAAGUUUGUCGUGGCUGUGUUCCGACACGGUGAUCGAUCGCCAAUCGAGUCAUAUCCCAGAGAUCCUCAUGGGGAGGAAGUAUGGGCUCAAGGUUUUGGACAGCUGACUGAGCUGGGCAUGAAACAACAGUUUGAGCUGGGCCGCUUCCUGAGGAGGCGAUAUGGAAACUUCCUCAGCGACGAUUACAACAACAAAGAGUUGUACAUCCGGAGCACUGACUACGACCGAACUCUGAUGAGCGCCCAAGCCUGUCUUGCUGGGAUGUUCCCCCCAACCAGGCGACUGCCCCCCAUCAUGCCCCAGUUACUGUGGCGGCCUAUUCCAGUGCAUACCAUCCCCAGAGCCCAGGACAAGCUGCUGAGGUCUCCAGGCAAAGACUGUCCAAGGUUCAGAGCUCUGAUGACGGAGACCUUUGAGAGCCAGUCGUACCAGAGGUUCCUCAGGGCUCACCAGCACUUUGUGGAGGGACUCUCAAAUCACACCGGCUACCCAAUCUCCAAACUGGUUGGCAAAAAAAUAUGGAGGGUCUACGACACACUUACCUGUCAGAGGAUCCAUAACCUGACUCUCCCACGCUGGGUCACCCAAGACGUUCUGGACACCCUGAAGAGAGUGGCAUCGUUUGAGGUCAUGUACAGCAUCCUCAGUCACAAGCGGAAAGAGAAGGCCCGGCUUUCAGGAGGAGUGCUACUGAACGCCAUUCUGAGGAAUUUCUCCAGAGCUGUGGAGCAAGGGAGCCCUCUGAAAUUCAUUAUGUACUCAGCUCACGACUCUACACUCAUCACCCUCCAGGCGGCUCUGGACGUGUACAACGGCCUCCUUCCUCCGUACGCCGCCUGUCAGCUCUUUGAGUUCUACCAGGAGUAUGAUGGCUCGUAUUCUCUGGAGCUGCAUUACCGCAAUGACUCCCGGCACGACCCUCACCCCAACCCUAUCCCAGGAUGCAACGGGUUAAACCCAUGCCCUUUGUCCCUCUUUAAUGAGCUGGUGCGGGAUGUGUUGACUGAGGAUUGGGAGGCUGAGUGCGGGUUUCGAAGGAGAUGGUCUGCCACAGGUGUUGUGACAGCUCUGGCAGUGGCUGUGGGUCUCCUGGCAGUGGCGCUGUUGUUCAGCAUAGGAGUGGCAAUACGCAGGAGGAGAGCACAUUACUCCAGGGAGGUGUAAUGCUGACCGCUGUCACGUGUGUCAAAAUACAGAAAGUGAUUUCUCAGCUGUAGAAACAGUUCUAAUAAUAAUAAAGUGCCUUGUAUUUUUAUA
Notolabrus celidotus (New Zealand spotty) is the source of this 1621-nucleotide messenger RNA. RefSeq names its product testicular acid phosphatase homolog. The transcript is spliced from 14 exons. The coding region runs from base 290 to 1528 and encodes 412 amino acids. Gene Ontology annotation, molecular function: receptor tyrosine kinase binding; acid phosphatase activity; protein tyrosine phosphatase activity. Gene Ontology annotation, cellular component: lysosome; postsynaptic membrane. Gene Ontology annotation, biological process: regulation of neuronal synaptic plasticity; peptidyl-tyrosine dephosphorylation involved in inactivation of protein kinase activity; lysosome organization. NCBI's taxonomy places the organism in Eukaryota, Metazoa, Chordata, Actinopteri, Labriformes, Labridae. The record is from RefSeq and is a predicted model, not a curated record.